Molecule: messenger RNA, 1624 nt
Organism: Pelmatolapia mariae (spotted tilapia)
Lineage: Eukaryota; Metazoa; Chordata; Actinopteri; Cichliformes; Cichlidae
Product: forkhead box protein M1-like
Exons: 7
Coding region: 7-1515 (502 amino acids)
Biological process (GO): regulation of cell population proliferation; G2/M transition of mitotic cell cycle; regulation of transcription by RNA polymerase II
Cellular component (GO): nucleus
Molecular function (GO): RNA polymerase II transcription regulatory region sequence-specific DNA binding; DNA-binding transcription factor activity
Source: RefSeq, a predicted model, not a curated record
GGUAAGAUGAGUACAUGUGCCUUGGAGCCAAAUUCUACAAAGCAGCUCAGCAGCAAGGAGAACCAAAAACCUUUACCACAGACCUUUCAGGCACACAAUACACAUACCAGUGCAGAAGCUCCUCAGCAACCCAUUUCAGAGAGGCCACCAUACUCCUACAUGGCCAUGAUCCAGUUUGCUAUCAAUAGCAGAAAGAACAGGAGGAUGACCCUCAAAGAGAUUUACAUGUGGAUUGAGGACAAUUUCCCUUACUAUAGAGAUGUGGCCAAACCAGGCUGGAAGAAUUCCAUCCGCCAUAACCUCUCUCUGCAUGACAUGUUCAUUCGUGAAACGUCUCCAGAUGGUAAAAUGUCUUUCUGGACUAUCCGACCUGAAGCCAAUCGAUGCCUCACACUUGAUCAUGUGUACAAGCCGGGCUGUGAUCCAGUGACUGCCACUGUUCCUGUGCCAAUGCUUUUACUGGCUAAUCAACACCAAAAGAGGACACUUCCAGAUGCAAGAAAAACACCAACUAGCUAUGAGAGAAAGAUGAAACCUCUUCUGCCUCGAACCGAUUCCUACUUGGUGCCCAUACAGCUCCCCGUCACUCCUUCUGUCUAUCUGCCAUCCACUUCUACCCCUUUUCCUCCGCCCUGCUCCCAGCAGAAGGGGAACAAUUCACGAGGAGCAAAGAGAGUCCGCAUAGCACCGAAGGUGACACAAAGUGAUUCCCCAGCUGUGAUGAUAUCUCCUCAGAAGAAUACGGACUUUAAGGUAGAAGUGAAGGAGGAGCUGGUAUGUGUUCCAAUUAAAUGCGAGACCCCCAAAGCUCCUCCAAAGAGACAAGCCAGCAGCUCACGGCGCAAACAACGUUUGGUUCUCUCUGUGAAUGAAGAGCCUGUUCUCCUCUGCCACGAAAGUAAUUUCUUUGACUCUGGCGUAGCCUCCGAUGCUUCGACAUUCCAGGACAAUCCACAUAUUGAGCUGGAUGAAGCCAAGCACGGGCAGGAAAGCCCAGAUAGGGAGUUUUCAUUCAAAACCCCGAUAAAAAGUAGCAGCCAUUUGACCUCAUCCACCCCCAGCAAGCCACCUUCUUAUGUUGCACUUGAGUCUUGGAAAGUGACCCCGGUGGGCAAAGGAAGCCAAAAUAUUCUGGACUUCAGCCCUAUUCGUACACCAGGUGGUCCCACAGUUACUCCACGACAUGACUACACCACCUUCAGCUUCAGCAGCACUCCCUUCAAAGACUUGCCUCUGUUUAACUCCCCAAGAGAGCUGCUCACAUCCGCUCCCUCCAAAGUGACUGGACCAGCAGAGUCACCAACCGAAUGCCUCAAAAGUAGCUGCUCCAGAGAGCUUCUGCAGGGAGGCAGUUCCACAGCAGCCAGUCGCUCAAUCACAGAGGGCCUCGUCUUGGAUACCAUGAACGACAGCCUGAGCAAGAUAUUGGUGGAUAUUAGCUUUUCUGGUCUGGAUGAUGACGACCUUGGUAUGGCGAACAUCAGCUGGUCUGAGUUCAUCCCUCAGUUGAAAUAGCCAGGGGGCCGAAACACAUUCUAUGGCUAAGCAGUGUCACCUGUUUCUUUUUCCUUUUUUUUUUUUUCUUUAUGUAAACACUACGUGAUUUAGGCCCACACCAAAGCAA